Serpula lacrymans var. lacrymans S7.9 is the source of this 791-nucleotide messenger RNA. RefSeq lists its product as uncharacterized. The transcript has 3 exons. NCBI's taxonomy places the organism in Eukaryota, Fungi, Basidiomycota, Agaricomycetes, Boletales, Serpulaceae. The coding region runs from base 449 to 634 and encodes 61 amino acids. The record is from RefSeq and is a predicted model, not a curated record.
GUGGCCAAGUCCACCUUGUCUCACUCAGAUCCACAGUGAUACAAAUAUUCGACGUAAUCGACAGUCCAAUACAUUGCAAAGUCGUUCCUACGACAAAUGCUCCAUACGAGCUAUCAGCAUCGUUAAUGUGGUAUUUUUGCCUUUUGACGCACUGGCUGAUAUAUCUUGGGUUAGCCUAUCUUGAGCUUCGUGCCUCGGCCACAUCAUGGGAUCAGCGGUUAGGAUAGCAAAUGCAUCCUUCGUUCCAGUUGCCUUACAGAGAACCCUGUCAUCUGAAGGUCCCGACCCGAGAUGCCCCCAUUUUGUCCUCGAUGAGCAAAACGAAGAGCUCAUGCUGCUCAAACGCGCACGUUCAAAGACUUGCAAUAUCAAUUCAUCGUAAGCGCCCAUCAACGAAGGUGUAAAGUGAGGUUGCCAUUUCUGGGAUAGGCGCUCCCUAUGUUGCGGUAUGGCACUCAAGUCCUGGUCGUCUUCGUGUCAAUCAAACGGGGAACGAAAUGAAGAAGGAAAAAAAAAAAAAAAAGCCACAAGCAUACCCAAUCCAAUGAAAUGUCUCUUGUUAAGACUGGAGGAAGUCAUCUCGUUGUGGCUGGCGUUAAGAGCCUCGAGCAGAAUUCUUUCAAUCCAGCGCUAGAUCAUUCCUUCGAUUCGGACAUGUUCUCCAGGGAGGUAAUGUGACUCAGGACCUUGUGCUUCAGGGGUUGAUAGCGUAUCUCCAUGAUCAUCGUGGUAGCCAUUUUGAUAGUUACUCGCAAACCUUACUGAAUGCAAAGAUGGAUGUUGUUUUGACA